This is a messenger RNA of Topomyia yanbarensis, 573 nucleotides long. RefSeq lists its product as uncharacterized. The record is from RefSeq and is a predicted model, not a curated record. NCBI's taxonomy places the organism in Eukaryota, Metazoa, Arthropoda, Insecta, Diptera, Culicidae. The coding region runs from base 1 to 573 and encodes 190 amino acids. The transcript has a single exon.
AUGUCCAAAGGCGAGAAAAUUGUAGUCGAAAGAGUUAUACAACGCAAAGGUUGUUAUGUCACGUGUGAGUUGGUGGAGAAAUUUAUCAACGAGUACUUAGAUGAUCGAGACCAGGUCCAGAUCUCAGUGCGCAUCGAUGUUCUGGACCGCGCAUAUCAAAAUUUCUUAGAGGCUCAGGCCGAAAUAGAGAAAAAUGAAAAACAAGAAUCGUUGGACGCCCGCUUCAUGGAACGUAUAGAUUUCGAAGAACGAUAUUGUGUUGCCAAAGGGUUUCUUCUGUCGAAACGUUCUGUUGAUGCUCAUGAGUUAGCACUCAACAGUUCUGCAAAUUCUAAUACCGUACCAUCUGCUGCAAACCAUCACUUACGUCUACCGAAGAUUGAUCUCCCAAAAUUUAAUGGUGACUUUUCCCGUUGGAUGACCUACCGAGACACAUUCCAAUCGAUGAUACACGUUAAUGCUGAGAUUCCCGCAGUUGUCAAGCUCCAGUACUUACUGCAAUCAUUAGAAGGAGAAGCUAAAAAGCCAUUCGAGAGCACUGAUGUUAUAGCCGAUAACUAUGGUAUAGCUUGA